CCAGAUAUAAAUUAACCUAGUUGCCCUGGUUUACCUACUCACACACGAGGUGUCAGGAGGAACAGAGGCUUCUCACAAACGAGGACAAGACCAAAUCGGGCAUCAUGGUUAAAGUUGGCAUCAACGGAUUCGGCCGCAUUGGGCGUCUGGUGACCCGUGCUGCUUUCCAGUCCAAGAAAGUAGAGAUUGUGGCCAUCAAUGACCCUUUCAUUGACCUAGAUUACAUGGUCUACAUGUUCAAGUAUGACUCCACCCAUGGACCGUACAAGGGUGAAGUUAAGGCUGAAGGUGGCAAGCUGGUCAUUGACGGUCAUGCCAUCAUGGUCUUUAGCGAGAGGGACCCAACCAACAUCAAAUGGGGUGAUGCAGGUGCUCAAUACGUGGUGGAGUCCACUGGAGUAUUCACCACCAUUGAGAAGGCUUCUGCUCACCUUAAGGGUGGUGCCAAGAGAGUCAUCAUCUCUGCCCCCAGCGCUGAUGCCCCCAUGUUUGUCAUGGGUGUCAAUCAUGAGAAAUAUGACAGUUCUCUUAAAGUUGUCAGCAAUGCCUCAUGCACUACCAACUGUCUGGCUCCCUUGGCCAAGGUCAUUAAUGACAACUUUGUCAUCGUCGAAGGUCUUAUGAGCACUGUGCAUGCUAUUACAGCCACCCAGAAGACUGUUGAUGGACCCUCAGGGAAACUCUGGAGGGACGGCCGUGGUGCCAGUCAGAACAUCAUCCCAGCCUCCACUGGAGCUGCUAAAGCUGUGGGCAAAGUCAUUCCUGAGCUCAAUGGCAAGCUAACUGGUAUGGCCUUCCGUGUCCCCACCCCCAAUGUGUCUGUGGUGGAUCUGACCGUCCGCCUUGAGAAACCAGCCAAGUAUGAUGAGAUCAAGAAGGUGGUUAAGGCUGCAGCUGAUGGCCCCAUGAAAGGCAUUCUGGGAUACACCGAGGAUCAGGUGGUGUCCACUGACUUCAAUGGGGAUUGUCGCUCAUCCAUCUUUGAUGCUGGUGCUGGUAUUGCCCUCAAUGAUCACUUUGUCAAACUGGUCACAUGGUAUGACAAUGAGUUCGGUUACAGCAACCGUGUCUGUGACCUGAUGGCACACAUGGCCUCCAAGGAGUAGAUGUGACCCUCUUGCCGUUUUGAUGUGACAUGCCGUUCUCCCAUCUGAUUGGAUUCUUGCUCCGCAUGCCUAAAGGGGAAAAUGCUUAAUUUGAAGACCAAUGUUAUUUUUAUAUGGAAACGCUCUGUUCUGUUACUGUGUGAGGUUUAAAAUAGAUGUUGACUUCAAAGGCAUUUCUGUCUGCUUGCGACCUGUGACUGAAUAAAGUCCUCUGUUUGUGAGACAUGAAGAAA
Messenger RNA from Triplophysa rosa, 1339 nucleotides. RefSeq names its product glyceraldehyde-3-phosphate dehydrogenase (gene gapdh). The record is from RefSeq and is a predicted model, not a curated record. Bases 105 to 1106 code for a protein of 333 amino acids. Gene Ontology annotation, biological process: glucose metabolic process. The transcript is spliced from 12 exons. NCBI's taxonomy places the organism in Eukaryota, Metazoa, Chordata, Actinopteri, Cypriniformes, Nemacheilidae. Gene Ontology annotation, molecular function: NAD binding; oxidoreductase activity, acting on the aldehyde or oxo group of donors, NAD or NADP as acceptor; NADP binding.